UGUGGCAACAUUUAAAAAAAGAAAGUGAAGUGAAAGAAAUGAAUUUACGAGAAUAGGUCGCAAGUCGCAUAGAUUUUUGGUUGAUUUCCUUUUCACUUUACUUUAGUAUUUUCUAUUAUAUCUAAUAAACUAACGUUUAAUUGUGUUUCUGCUUGCGUUUUGAUUCAUCGGACUUGGCAAAGUACCACAUACAACGGGAUAAGUACGAGAGUGAACAGCAUCUUAUUGAUUUUCUUUCCUCGCAUAUGCUUUCAACCAACGCGAGCUGAAGUUCGUAUUACGUGUGACGGGUCUAUGAUCUUAUUAAAGAUUUAACUGUUUUGAUACUCUAAAGUUAACUUCAGUGAAAUUUUCCCGUAAUUGGUGAAAACUAAUCAGUAAAAAUGAUGGCCAAUUCACUCGAUGCCGUGAACGCAAAUCAGCCUACGCAAAAUGGUAGUAAGGUUCAACCAUGCAAUAAUGAAUCUAAGACUAAUUUAAUAGUCAACUACUUGCCUCAAACUAUGACCCAGGAGGAGAUACGAUCGUUAUUUUCCAGCGUGGGUGAAGUCGAGAGUUGCAAGUUAAUAAGGGACAAGGUGACGGUGUUUCCAGAUCACAUCCUCAACGGCCAGAGCUUGGGGUACGCAUUUGUGAACUAUCACAAGACAGAGGACGCCGAAAAGGCAGUGAACACACUGAAUGGCCUCCGAUUACAGAAUAAAAUCAUUAAAGUAUCUUACGCCCGUCCCAGCUCUGACGCUAUCAAAGGCGCCAAUCUCUACGUAUCCGGCCUCCCGAAGCACAUGACACAGCAAGAUUUGGAGAAGCUAUUCAGUCCGUAUGGCUCAAUAAUCAGUUCGCGCAUCUUACAUGAGAACAUGAAUGUUGGGCACCUCCUGCAAGGCGGGAUGGAAGAGCAGGGACUUCAGGGCCCAUCCAGAGGUGUUGCUUUCAUUCGAUACGACCAGAGAAUCGAGGCGGAGACGGCAAUACGUGAGUUGAACGGCACAAUACCUCCGGGCGGCACAGGACCUAUGACUGUCAAGUGUGCAAACAAUCCAAGCAACCAAAACAAGGCUCUUCCGUCACUAGCAACCUACCUGGCAGCUCCACCUACAGUCCGACGGUUCUUAGGGCCCGCUGGUAAGGCACUUCUUGCUAUUAACAAGGGUCUCCAGAGAUACUCUCCGUUGGCCGAUCCCAUGGUACAAGGUGCUGCCCUUGGUGGCUCAGGUUGGUGUAUCUUUGUUUACAAUAUUGGGGCUGACACAGAAGAGAGCGUUCUUUGGCAACUCUUCGGCCCAUUUGGAGCCGUCCAGAGUGUUAAAAUAAUAAGAGAUCCCACCACCAAUAAAUGUAAAGGCUACGGCUUUGUUACCAUGACAAAUUAUGAUGAGGCUGUGGUAGCUAUCCAAUCAUUAAACGGCUACCAACUCAAUGGACAAGUGCUGCAGGUCAGCUUCAAAACUAAUAAGAGUAAAUCCUAAACUCUGAAAGAUUCUAGUCAAUAAAUUGUAGUUAAUGCAAAAUGUUGAUCAUUACUCUGUCAUGGUUUGGCAUCAGGUUGAAUAAUCAUUGCAUUGAUAAGGUAUAGUGAUGCAAAUCAUGACAUGACACCAAUUUUUACCCAGUGUUCAUAAUAAAAGUACAAACCAUUUCAUCACAGAUAAAUUAACAUCAAAACAAAACUAAAGGUAUUAUUUAAAGGACCCACAAUACAAAAUAAUUAUGAAAUUCAAAUACUUUGUUUCUUAACUUUCGUCUCCAUGUCUAAAGUAAUAAGCUAGAUGUACUCAGACAAUUUAAUUGUAAGUCCAUUGAAAUAAAAGGGCUGUUUCCAUUGAAUUUAAAUGGGUGUGUAAAAAUAUUUUGUACAAAUAAUGCAGUUGAAUGGUCAUAUUGUGUGCCAGCAUUUAUAAUAUUAACAACAUAAAAAGGUGUCAAUAUUAGUCCCAUACUAAUAAUAAUCCAUGUUAAUGUCCUGUAAAAUUAAAUAUAGGUAAAAAAAAAUUAAAUAGUUUAAAAAUAAGAUCGAUUUUGUACUAAUAAUAACUGUUUGGUACAGGCGACUUAGAAAAUCAUAAUUACUAAUUUAAAAAAAUGUUAUGUGAACCAUUCAGUAAUUUAAUAAAGUAUAAUCCAAGAUAAUAUAAUAUAGCUAAAUGUAUUUAUCUAAUUUGUAAUCGUAAUGAUGUUUACAAUUUGUAAGCAUUGAUUUUGUAAUUCAAAUCCUCUUUAAAUAUGACUUUUUCUUACACAUUGACAACAUUUUACUAUUAAAUAAUACUAAAUAUUGCCAAUCAUGUAAUCAUAGAAAAUAGAAAUGAAAGUGGAUCAUUUCUUUCCAUUACACAAGAUUAUUGUCCCUUUAAAAUACUGAUGAUAGAUCAUUAUCAUGGAAUAAAAUAAUAAUAUAAUUCUAUUUAUUUUUACAAUGACUUUCAGUGCAAUAUUAAAAUUUUACUAUAAGUAAAAAAUAUAAAAAGAUAUAUUAAAAAGAACAGUGCAAUUAAUACAUCUAUUUAUUCAUGAGAAAUGGUAUUUCAAAAAUAAUACUUAAAUAUAUAAUAUAUAUGUUAUAUCAAAAUAUUUUCUAAAUGUACACCGAAUGUGUUUGUAGUCUACCAAAGAUGUCGAAAAUGUGACUGAUUUAACUUAAUCACUCGUAAAUUUUCUAAAUAAUUACAUUAUAACUUCCAUAGUAACCUCUACAUAACUUAAAAAUACAAUAAGGAUCUAUCAUUAUUAAUUAACGACUAGUAAUGAUAAACAGGAGCUUGACUCGUGCACAAAAUCAUAAUUAAGGUUUAUAUGAAAAUUAUUUAUCUUAGAGCCAUGUAAUAUAAUAUUCUUUGUAAUCUAAAGUUAAAUCACAUUUUUUUUUUUACAAAAAUAACCAUCAAUGGUUAGAAUUAUAUUAGACAAAGCAAUUUGACUUAUCGAAAAUUUCAAAUCAAAAUCAUUAAGUUUAAGGACCAUGACGUAAAGUUUUUAUUGAUCAACAUUUUAUAAAAUAAAAAAAAAGUUUUAUAAUCUAAUAUGACGCACUCUAUUGGCGGUUACAUUAAAUUUUGUAAGUUUGUGUUAGAAGUCAAGUUAAAAAAAAUAUUAGGAGGAGAACAUCUCGAAUUUUUGCUUGAAGCAAUUAUCUGUUAUUCCUUCUAACUUGGGAUGACUUCUAGAUAUUAGGAAUCCCUGAAUUAAAAACAGCUAUUUCUAAUGUUUAUCAGUACAUCGUAAGGCUUUUGUAGUGCAUUGAUGCAGAGCAUAAAGGUCAUCACACAUUACACACACUCGAUGCUGACUCCACUUGACUCAAGUCACAGAAAAGCAUUUAAAUGUGAGCUUUAUAUUGUGUCCUUUAUGGUGGAAUUUUCAAUACUGACGUGUGUAAUUGAAUGGUCCACGUAUCAUACAUUUCUUUCAAUUAAAUAUUGAAAAUUCAACUGUAAGAGACACUGUAUAAAGCUUACAUUCCCUUACUUUAUUGUGAGUUGAGUCACAGUAGAGUCUGCAUUGGAUUUGUGUAAUGUGCGAUGACGUUAGGUCAGUAAAUGACUGAUGAAAUGCAAAAUUGACAUGCGAAUAUUUAUUAUGUAUAUUUAACAAUUUGACUUUAAUGAUAUUGUCUCUCUAAUUCAUUUUGAUUGUAUAAUCACUAUUUAUUACUACAUUUAAGUAAUGUAUAAUUAAUAAUUUAUUAUCGUAUUAGUGAAUAGUACUAUUAUAGAUUUCUUUUGAUGUUAUAAUAAUUAAUAUAUUGUAUUAGUGUAAGUUCAAAAUUAGUUCGGUAUACAAUCUGUAUGUAACACCACCAUUAUGCUAGGUCCCCACGUGCGUACAUGUGCGUUGGUUGCAAGUUUAUUCAAGCUUUGAAUUUGUGGGUGCAAAUUGCAACACCAUGCAUUGCGAUGUUCUAUAUGUAGCUUGCUCAUCGAGAAUGUAUCUGCUUGGGGACUCUGCUUUAAACCUUUUCUUAGAGGACUUCUCUAAGCCUUACUCAUUUAUAUUUAACACAAACUAUUCAUGUUUAGUAGUUGUUCUACAUAGCUAAAUUAUUUCUAGAUAAAUGAUAAACGCAUAUCAUUGAAACGAACUCUUGAGGUCUGGAACUCUCAUAAUAAAUGAAUGGGGCUUGUAUAAUGCAUUUCGUAUUAAGUAUUUUAAUUUUUAAAGGUUAGCACACAUCACUCAUGUUGCUUAUGCUGAGUUGUUGAUCUCAGAUAUGUCUGGGAACAAUUUACUGAUGACUUGAGUAAUAUUAUACUUAUGGUGAAUCUAUUAUGCAAGAAAUAAACUAGCAAAUGGCAAUGUAACUGAUGUGUGCAAUUUAAAAUAUUAUACUGAUAAGGAUAAAUGUUUCAUUAAGAUAAAAUAAUAAUAAUUUAUUUAAAGUACUUAACUUCAUUGAACUAGUCAGUUAUAAUUUGCGCAACGUUAAAUCUUUAAGUACCUUAAGUAUUUAAAUUUAAAAAAAGAACUGUGUUCUGUAAUUUAAAUGUAGUUUAGGAUUUGGUUUAAAAUUACGUUGGUGUGGUGUUUUAACAUAAGUUAAAAAAAUCUACGAGCACGCAGAAAGUAACAGUAACAUAUUAUGGUGUGUACAUAACUAGUCACAGAUAUACAUAUAAAAUGAUAUAUGUAUCUCGCAAUAGUAUAUGUUCGUUAUAUUUUGGGCGGUAGUUUCAUAUGAACCGGGUCCAUAAUUUUGCUUUUACAAUUCAUAAACCCAUAUUUAAUUAAAUUAUUGUAACACAGAUACUGACAGACAACGCAUAGCUUAAACUGGUAAGUCUAGGAGCAUGACAUAUUGUACAAGAGUUCAUUAUAUAACGGUUACCUAUGUAACUUCUAUACAAAAUUUCAUGCUUCUAGACCUCACCAGUAAAGGCUGUGCAUUGUCAGUCAGUCAGUCAGUUGUUUACCUCGCCUCAGAACGCGCGGGCAGAGCAGUUAGCAAAAAACUUAACAUAUUAUGAGAAAAGGCACAGGCUAAUUAUUUAAAUUUUUAAUGCAGAAUUAAUUCAUUAUAAAUAAUGUAAUUUUUUAAAUGUAAUAAUGUAAUGUAAUGUAAAAAUUCAUUAUAAGAAUUAAGCGUUAUAUAAGUGUCAUUACUUAAUUUUAGCACGAUUUUAAAUCAAGAGGCAUGAAUCUCUUUAAAGUCGUAUUUCCAUCAUCGUGAUCAUUAUUAACUGAUAUACGCCCACUGCUGGACAUAGGUCUCUGGUAGAGACUUGUACAUGCUUCGGUCUUGUGCCGCUGGAACUGAGUGGUUCCCUGCGACUCGUUUGAUGUCAUCUGUCCACCUAGUGGCGGGGUCUUCCAACGCUACGUUUUCCGGUGCGAGGUCGCCAUUCUAAACCCCCUAUUGGGACCCCAACGUCUAUACGUUUUUCAAACUAUGUGCCCUGCUCAUUGCCACUUCAACUUCGCAACCUAUUGAGUUGUCUCAUUGACUUUGGUUCUAAUAAAAAUCUGCUCAUUUCUGACUUGAUCACGUAGAAGAACUCUCCCCUUCGCCCGCUGAGCGACUGAGAUUUUUAUGAGGCCCAUAGUUAGCGAGCAACUCUCUGAUCCAUCGAAACUGUAUUAAUUCAACUUUUGAUUCAAUGUUUCAAUUAUUCAGACACGUAAUAGAACUUGUCGGAAGUACUUAUUGGGAUAUUUAUUAAUAAAUAUUUACUUAAAUUUCACAGCCCCAAUUUUAUUUAAAUUUAUUUAAAUUAUGUUGAUACUUGCAUAUUUUAUUAUUACUCAGACGGUCUACCGUUCUGAUUUCUAGGACCGAACUAAAAAGGUGUGCUAAAAUAAAUAAAAAUUACCGCCCAAAAUAUGUUGAGCAACGAAUUCAAAAUAAGAUAGCAUAGUUAAGUGUUGUGUUGUCCCUGACUUGAAAUCUACAUGCUUUCAAUUGAAUGAUCAAGCACAGUUACAGAAAGUUCACGCCAAUGUUAUCGCAGUCAUCGACAUUCCUACUAAACUAGUGGCCAUUUUUGUGAAAGUGGUAACCAUUUCUGUAAAAGUGGUGACCAUUUCUGUGAAAAUGGCCACGUUUUAGUGGCGAAUACGUUGCAAACACACCUGUCCUAUUUAUUGUUUUGUUCUUAGUUUUUGUGCUAUUUAUUUGUGUUUAGUAUAAUUAUCAGUUUACGACUAACAUUAUUGAAUUUUAAGUGUUUAUUUAUCACUAACAUUUAUUAGCUUUUGUUUAAUUUUUUUUUCCGGGCAGGUUUGGGUAUUGUAAGGUUUGGCCUAGGACGUAGGUAGAAUUGUAAGACAGAGUACAAAAACGCCGACAAAAUGUUUUGAAUGUUUGGCUUACAUACAUUAAUCUUGAAAAUGUCAACGAAUGUAAUCUGAGUAGGGCAUAAUGAUAUAGACAUUAAAUAUCGACAUUAGCAAUAAUGUA
This is a messenger RNA of Maniola jurtina (meadow brown), 6391 nucleotides long. Its product is annotated as ELAV-like protein 1. Lineage: Eukaryota; Metazoa; Arthropoda; Insecta; Lepidoptera; Nymphalidae. The record is from RefSeq and is a predicted model, not a curated record. Gene Ontology annotation, cellular component: ribonucleoprotein complex. The transcript has a single exon. Gene Ontology annotation, molecular function: RNA binding. The coding region runs from base 384 to 1469 and encodes 361 amino acids.